AUGGCUGAUGGGAUAGAUAUUCAAACACUUGUUAUCGACAACAAAACUACACGAUCCAAGGUUGGGUUUGCUGGGGAUGAUGCUCCAAGGACUGUUUUCAAAAGUAUAGUUGGCGUUCCUUAUCAUACUGGCGUUAUGAUGGGUAUGGGAGGAAAAUAUGCUUAUGUUGGUGAUGAAGCUCAGCGUAAAAUAGGUAUUUUGACUAAGAAAUAUCCUAUUGAACAUGGCAUGGUACAAAAUUGGGAUCAUAUGGAGAAAAUCUGGCAUCACAUAUUUUACAAUGAACUCUGUGUUGCUCCCGAGGAGCCUCCCAUUCUUCUGACUGAAGUGCCACUUAGCCCCAAAGCAAACUGGGAGAAAAUGACUGAAAUCAUGUUUGAGAUAUUCAGUGUUCUAUCCAUGUAUGUCGCAAUCUAG
Molecule: messenger RNA, 417 nt
Organism: Solanum dulcamara
Lineage: Eukaryota; Viridiplantae; Streptophyta; Magnoliopsida; Solanales; Solanaceae
Product: actin-7-like
Exons: 2
Coding region: 1-417 (138 amino acids)
Source: RefSeq, a predicted model, not a curated record